Pseudogymnoascus verrucosus is the source of this 549-nucleotide messenger RNA. RefSeq lists its product as uncharacterized. Lineage: Eukaryota; Fungi; Ascomycota; Leotiomycetes; Thelebolales; Thelebolaceae. The record is from RefSeq and is a predicted model, not a curated record. The transcript has 3 exons. Bases 1 to 549 code for a protein of 182 amino acids.
AUGUCUCAGCCCCUCCCUGGUGCUCUCCCUGGUGGUGGUGAUGUUACGACCCAGCUCCCUGAUAGUGGUGAUGUUGUCGCCAAGCGCCCUCUUAGUGGUGAUGUUACCAUCCAGCUCCCUGGUAGUGGUGGUGGUACUAUCCAGAACCCCGCUGCUGGUGGGCUCCCUGCUGAUGGUGUUACCGCCCCAGCUGUCUGCUAUGCUAUUUGCAAUGAAAACGGCAUCCGUAUCAACUACAGGCUCAGCAUCUUCACCGCCAGAGCGCGCAUCAACCGCCACCGCCACCACCUCCUCCUCGACUACAUCCUCGACGACACCCUCGAUGACAUCCUCGAUGGCAUCCCCGACGAUAUCCCCGAUGGUAUCCCCAACGAUAACCCCGACACACCCCAUUCAUCAACAACGAGCAAAGCCUGGAUAGCUGGCCCAGUCGUCGGUUCCAUUGCCGUGUUGGCGCUCAUCCUCAUCUUUCUUCUUUACAUUCGGAAAAGGGGUCAAAAAACAACUAUCACGCAUAAUGAGUCGGGUUUACACCUACUUAUGAGGUAG